GCUAUAGCUAGAGAGAAAGCUUUAGCUCAGCUUAGCGCCCAUGGCGGGAGUGGUACGUCGAGUGGAGGAAGAAGAGGAGUUCGACGAGGGAGAAGUGUGGGAAGUGCUGCAUCACGAUCAGAGCAACGAAGCGGCGGCGGCGGCGCUCGCCGGCAGGACGACGAAGGGCGCCAGGAAUAACAGGCAGCACGAGGAAGGCGGCGGCGGGGCGGCAGCUGCGAGGAGGAGCAAGGGGAGGUCGUCGGCGCCGGUUGCCAUCCCGGCGGCUGCUGCCGGCUCCUCGUCGUCGUCGUCGUUGUCGUCAAGGCGCGGCGGUGGCGGUGGCGAGGAAGACGAGGAGGAGGAGGAGGAGAUGAUGAUGAUGCUGCCGCCGCACGAGUGGCUGGCGAGGAAGAUGGAGCGGAUGAACGCGGCGGCGCCGGCGCCGGAGAUCGGCGGGGGGAGGAGCAAGGGGAGGGAGAUGAGGAAGGUCAGGGACGCCGUCCUCCCCAAGACCGCCUUCUCAUCGGAGCAGUAG
Molecule: messenger RNA, 517 nt
Organism: Oryza sativa Japonica Group (Japanese rice)
Lineage: Eukaryota; Viridiplantae; Streptophyta; Magnoliopsida; Poales; Poaceae
Product: protein S40-5
Source: RefSeq, a predicted model, not a curated record